Molecule: messenger RNA, 702 nt
Organism: Fusarium odoratissimum NRRL 54006
Lineage: Eukaryota; Fungi; Ascomycota; Sordariomycetes; Hypocreales; Nectriaceae
Exons: 1
Coding region: 1-702 (233 amino acids)
Source: RefSeq, a predicted model, not a curated record
AUGAAUGUCUUUUAUGUUGGGUUUGUGGUUGAGAACCAAGGCCAAAAGGAUGUUCCAUCUAAACGUCAAAGCGAGUCGCGGAGCGAGGGAAACACGAAGAAACGCAAGACUAAGCGACACCAGUUUAAUGUCACUGAGAUUUUCUCGUCUACUGAGGACGAGGAAGACCAGAGUCACAAGGCGAACAAUCAUGAGUCUAUGACCCGUCAUAUUGCUGCUCAUCUACAGACCCUAAUGUUCCUGACAUUGCGAGUCAUUUCGAUGCAAAAGGGCCUAGGCUCAGAAGAUGAAGAUGCAGCUGAAAGUAACGCUGGUACAAACGAUGUCCAAGAUUAUCAAGUCUCACGCCAUCUGGACGAACCACCCUCUUUUGAAGAUGUAAACCAUCAGUCGGAGCUACCCUGGCUUCCUGCUGCAGAGACCUACUCUUUUCACUUUGAUACACAAGAACGUACCGUUGUCAGAUAUCCAACUCUCGUAUGUGAGAAUAUAAUCGAUACAUCUAUACAGCUCCCAGACUCUUCAACUGUUCAGGAAACAAUUAUUCGUCUCGAGGCCCUUUUAGCAACCACCGAACAAAAUCGAGGCUUUUAUGAUUCCUCAAUAUGGGCUUUGAAAUCAGCUCGCCAUCAAAAUCCGCCUAGAUCUUCUUAUGACGGCGGCAGCGACUCAAUUUCCCGAUGGCAAUGUGUGAGUUACUAA